Molecule: messenger RNA, 301 nt
Organism: Medioppia subpectinata
Lineage: Eukaryota; Metazoa; Arthropoda; Arachnida; Sarcoptiformes; Oppiidae
Source: the annotation of a GenBank genome assembly
UUAGAAGAGUGACAAAAUGGCCAAAAAACUGAAGAGAUUUUUGAUUGUGUUGGACGACGAGUCUCUCCUCUACUUUCCCGGAGCCUUCUUGACGGGCAAAGUGCUGCUCGAACUCGAAGAAGACACGCCAGCCAUCGGUCUUUAUUUUCAUAUCGUUGGCGAAGGAGUGGUCAGACUUACCAAUAAAGGACGGGUCGACUCAACCGAUAAAGAAAAUUACAUUGACUUUCGUAUGAGACUAUUGGGCGAUAGUUCAGCCAAAAGUGGUCUGUUUUCAGUCAUAUUUGAGAUUAAUUUCUAA